AUGUCUCUUAUGAAGACCAAUAUGCUGGUGCGCUCGCUGAGCACAUCGUCGGCCGCAGCUCAGCUCGUGAAGGCCCCAGUACAAGUAUUCGGUAUUGAUGGCCGAUACGCCACAGCAUUAUAUUCUGCCGCUUCCAAAAGCAAAUCUUUGGACACCGUCGAAAAAGAACUAGUAUAUUUCCAGAAAUCGAUUAAGACGGAUGCUAAACUUAAGGAAUUUCUUCUGAACCCAGUUCUAAAGAGAAGUAUUAAGUCAGAAGCUCUCAAGCAUUUGGCUUCUAAGACAAGCAUGUCAUCAAACACUGGUAACCUACUUAGUUUACUGGCUGAGAAUGGCCGUCUUGGAAAACUUGAUGCUAUUAUCAAUGCUUUUAAGAUAAUUAUGGCUGCACAUCGUGGUGAGGUCACCUGCGAAGUAAUAACUGCCAAACCAUUGGAUGCUGGUCAGAAACAGAACUUGGAAGCUGCACUUAAGAAAUUCCUCAAAGGAAAUCAGUCUCUGCAACUAACCGCAUCUGUUGACCCCUCAUUGAUUGGAGGUAUGGUUGUGUCCAUUGGUGACAGAUAUGUGGACAUGAGUGUUGCUAGCAAAGUAAAGAAGUACUCCGAACUCAUCAGUACUGCUGCUUAA
Pieris macdunnoughi is the source of this 630-nucleotide messenger RNA. The record is from the annotation of a GenBank genome assembly. NCBI's taxonomy places the organism in Eukaryota, Metazoa, Arthropoda, Insecta, Lepidoptera, Pieridae.